Molecule: messenger RNA, 2110 nt
Organism: Ricinus communis (castor bean)
Lineage: Eukaryota; Viridiplantae; Streptophyta; Magnoliopsida; Malpighiales; Euphorbiaceae
Product: E3 ubiquitin-protein ligase PUB22
Exons: 1
Coding region: 616-1839 (407 amino acids)
Biological process (GO): protein ubiquitination
Molecular function (GO): ubiquitin protein ligase activity
Source: RefSeq, a predicted model, not a curated record
UCCUAAGAUGAGGAGUUUAUAAAAUCAAUAUUUUUCUAAAAAAAUUAAUUUGAACACAGCUUUCACUUUCACUAAAUAAGAGAUUAUGCCAAGCUUAAGAUCUUAAUAUUAGUAUAAAAAAAAAAACUUCAAACUUGAACUCACUAAUAAUGAGGAUUCCUAACCAAACUAAGGAAAAAAAGAAGAAGAAGAAGAAGAAAGAAUUCAAAAUCAGACAUAGGCAAGUGUUGCUUGUGAGAAGUUGAAAACUUGUGGUUUCUUGUUGUUUGGGGCAAAACAGACAUAGUCAAAAAGUUUUGUAAAGUCAAAAGGAUAGAGCUCCAUUGGAUUUAAUUGCAAGAGUGCUUUGCAUCUCCUACUCCUUUCUUUCUUCUAUUUCUAUUUUAAUUUUUUUAAUUCUUUUUCUUCUUUCUUGAAUUCCAAUCUCUAUCCGCCGCUAUGUGCUCUUUUUGACCAUUCAAAUGUCAACUCCCAAAACAACCCAUUAAUUGUCCUAUCCAACACAAACUUUGCUUCUUCUUCACUGCCUUUUGCUCUUGGUCUUUGGAUAUGAUAUAAUCCCUAUUCUUGAUCUCCAUUUUCCCAAUAACACAGAAAGAAAAUCUAUCAUAUAGUAUGGAUAAUCUUCAACUUGAAUCUCUAGACGUACCAUCCUUCUUUAUCUGCCCUAUCUCUCUUCAAAUGAUGAAAGAUCCAGUUACCAUCUGUACUGGCAUGACCUUCGAUCGCGAGAGCAUCCAGAAAUGGCUAUUCUCUUACAAUCACAUCACUUGUCCCAUUACUAAACAGCCCCUCUCUGACUUCUCUCUUAUCCCAAACUCUAAUCUUCUUCGCCUGAUACAAUCAUGGCAGGUGCACGACUCAUCUUAUAGAAAGUCUAUAGAGCAGCAACGACAGGCAAAGCACGACGCUUUCAUUCCUCUUAGAGUGGUUCUUGAAGAGAUCAAGCAACCCCAUUUGCACGUAAAGUCUCUAAGAAAGAUCAAGACACUAAUCUGCGACCGGACUUUCUUCACGGGCGAUGAUGUUUUAUAUUCAUCUGUAGCAUCCCUUAUUGUUAAAUCUGAGUCCAGCAUCACUGGUCAUGAUCAUUCUUCGAUACUUAUCGAUGAAGCAGUGUCUGUGCUGUGUCUUUUAAAGCCAUCUGAUGAGACAUUAAAGAUAGUCUCACAAAAUGGAAAUGGUCUUUUAAUUGAUUCGCUUUGUACAAUAAUGACAAAGUACCAAUACGACCAACCUAGAACUCAAGCUGCUGUUAUAUUGAAAUCCAUAUUUAAAGUGGUGGAUGGGAUUUACAAGGAAGGACUUAAAGCAGAUUUCUUUGAGAGUAUUGCGGAGAUAUUGAAGGAUCAAAACUCGAAGCAAGGAAGCAUGGCAGUCUUAACCAUUUUAACGGAAGUUUUGCAGUUUGGGAAAAACAAAGAGAAAGCUAUUAAAGGAGGACUGGUUCCGGUACUAGUUGAAUUGCUUGCUGAGAAGAAUGAAAAGCCGGCUUGUGAAAUGAUGUUGUUUGCACUUGAAAAUCUUUGCAGGAAAGCUGAAGGGCGGGCGGCUUUUCUCGCCCAUCCAAUGGGCGUAGCAGCUGUGUUAUCAAAGAUUUUGAGGGUUUCCCAUGUUGGAAAUUAUAAAGCAAUAAGUUUGUUGUUAUGGAUUUUCAGGUUCUGUAAGAGCAAUGAAAUUGCAGAGGAAUUUAUGGAGGUGGGUGGCGUGGCUAAGGUUUUCAUGCUGGUACAAACUGGAUGCGAUUCAAAGACUCAGGGUAAAGCUUGGGAACUUUUAGGGUUUCAUAAGAAAAUAUGGGGCAAGUCUCCUUGCUUCCCCUCUUCAAUCAGAGACUGAUUAUCACUUCUUCUUCUUUUUUUUCUUUUUUUUUUUCUUUUUUUUCCUUUUUCUUAAUUUAAGGUUUGUUUAUUAGUUUCUUGCUUUUGUUUCUGAAUUUUUCGUUACCUUCAACUAGAAAGGUCCGUCUUCCCGUUUCAGGGUGAUUUUGUGAAAGCUAUGUGCCAUAGAAUUGUAAAUCUCAAAACUGAAACAUCUUGUAAGCUGCUUUACUUUUCUUGUUUAGAAUUUCAAUUUCAUUGAAGGGUAUGUAAAAUGAAAAUUAUAUCCA